AUGCAAUGGUCGUACGUUGAUUCAGCACUUCUCGUGGUGGUUUCCGUGUAUCUGUUCAAGGCACCGUUUACCAAGGUGGAAGAAAGCUUCACAAUCCAGGCGAUCCAUGAUAUCCUGAACUAUGGCAUAUUUGGUCUGGAAAGUUACGACCACUUCCAGUUUCCUGGAGCAGUUCCGAGAUCGUUUGUUGGUCCAUUGAUCAUCGCAGCGUUGACCAAAAUCUGUACGGUGAUCUCGUCGUGUCUUCCUGGCAACUCCAGUGAACCGACUCAACUUGGAAUCCAGACGCUUGCCAGGGCUAUGAUAGGGCUGACGAAUGCCUUUUCGUUGAUAUACGUGAAGAACAGCGCUCAGAGGUUAUUCGACCUUGCGGCCAAGAAACGAGAAGAUGACGAGGCAAGAAGAAGGGAGCAGAGCAAGUCAGUUAGCAUACGAGAGCCUGAUGCUAAUCUGUCGACUGUGGGAACGUGGUUCUUGGUCUUUGUCAUGACAGGGUUUCAUCUGAUGUACUACGCAUCGAGACCUCUGCCCAACUUUGUUCUCACGUUGCCUCUGAUAAAUGUUGCUACAGCAUGGGUGCUGCAGUCACGGUAUCAGUGGUCAAUUCUGCUAUUCGCUCUUACUUCUGCAGUAUUCAGGUCGGAAGUGGCAGCAAUGGGCAGCGGCAUCGGCCUGCUUUCUGUUGUGUAUGGGAAGAUCUCGCUGCUGAAAGCGAUUAAAUUCGGAUUCAUGGGACUCGUAUUGGGCAUGGGAGUUAGUUUAACUGUCGACUCGUAUUUCUGGCAGGUGUGGUGCAUUCCUGAGGUUGAUGCCUUCAUCUUUAAUGUACUGAAAGGGAACGCUACAAAUUGGGGUACUGAGCCAUUCUUUGCCUACUUCACGCACUACUUGAGGAUGCUUUUCGUCCCACCAACCAUACUGCUGCUGAACCUACUUGGAUUCAGAAUGGCUCCAACGGAAUUAAAGAUCGUCAGCCUAAGUGCGUUGUUCCACAUCUUGAUUAUGUCGCUACAACCGCACAAAGAAUGGAGAUUCAUCGUUUACGCAUUACCGCCAAUCAUCCUUCUCGGGAGUACUGCGGCAGCCUAUGUCUGGGAGAACAUCGACAUCAACAGCGUGAGGAACAUGCUGUUUGUGUGCCUUCUACCAUUGUCCCCACUGCUUUCUUUGGCGAUAUCUUCCGCAUUCCUAUACGUAUCGAGCCUAAACUAUCCCGGGGGCGAAGCCGUAGCCAAGUUCAACGACAUGAUAGUGGCUAGCAACAUCACCAACAGCACCGUUCAUCUAAGCGUUCCAGUUUGUAUGACCGGCGCAACCUUGUUCGGCGAGCUAGAUCAUAGCGUCUACGGAAUUCGUUACGACAGAUCUGAGAAAGUCAGCGAGCUGGAAGAAUUGUGGCCAUCGUUCGACUAUUUAAUCACAACUGAGCCUCACCCAAGCUUGAUCCCAUUCUCUGAGUCGCCUGCCGAAAGAUGGGAGAUGAUCCAGAGCACCACGAUGUUCAGCGGAGUGAACAGCACUUUUAUCAGCAACAUCUGGUCAGAAGACAAGAAUUUGAUCGGAGUCCUCAAGGACUCCUUAGACAUGCCUACCAGCAUCGUUAGCCAGUUGUCGCAGCUGCUUGACAACGUUGUCAUGCGUGAACCUAUCUUCUUUACCUACAAGAGAAUCAAAGCCGAACCAGAACAAUAA
Molecule: messenger RNA, 1692 nt
Organism: Torulaspora globosa
Lineage: Eukaryota; Fungi; Ascomycota; Saccharomycetes; Saccharomycetales; Saccharomycetaceae
Gene: ALG12
Product: dolichyl-P-Man:Man(7)GlcNAc(2)-PP-dolichol alpha-1,6-mannosyltransferase
Exons: 1
Coding region: 1-1692 (563 amino acids)
Biological process (GO): protein N-linked glycosylation
Cellular component (GO): endoplasmic reticulum membrane
Molecular function (GO): alpha-1,6-mannosyltransferase activity
Source: RefSeq, a predicted model, not a curated record